Molecule: messenger RNA, 796 nt
Organism: Cylicostephanus goldi
Lineage: Eukaryota; Metazoa; Nematoda; Chromadorea; Rhabditida; Strongylidae
Source: the annotation of a GenBank genome assembly
AUGCGAGGCGCUGAGCCUGAUGGAAAGUCGAAAAGACCACGCAUACUCUUUCUUCUGCAGUUGAAUGGAAGAAAUGAACGCCAGGUGAAACGGUUGCUAAAAGUGCUGUACUCGCCUUACCAUUACUAUUAUAUCCAUGUUGACCAGCGACAGUUGUACAUGCUGACAGAGGUGAAAGCGGUAGCGGCAAAAUUGUCCAACGUCAUUGUUGCACCAGAUGCCCAUAGCACCAUCUGGGGUGGCGCAUCUCUACUGACUAUGGUCCAAGAUUCGCGAAUAUUCUUUAUUCACGCAGAUGCCAUUCGGCGAUCGAUAUCCAUGCCAAAUCUAUCUGACUGGGAUUAUCUUAUCAACUUGUCCGAAAGCGACUUUCCGGUUCUAACGCUCAAUGAGCUUGAGACACAACUUAGGCUUAACCCUGGAAAAUCUUUUAUGAGCAGCCAUGGGUACAACACAGGAAGGUUUUUGCAAAAGCAAGGUUUUGAUUUCGUGUUUGUCGAGUGCGAGAAUCGAAUGUGGAGAAUAGGAAAAAGAGAUGAAUUUCCGCGAAAUCUUCGCAUCGACGGUGGUUCAGAUUGGAUAAUUCUACAUAGAGAAUUUGCUGAGUAUUCUGUAUCAGAUGAUGAGUUGCCAAGAAAGUUGCGAACCUUAUUUGGUAGUAUCAUUUUACCUGUGGAGAGCUUUUUCCAUACGGUUGGUUGCUGCAUAAAAAUUUCAAAAAUGUAUUUUCUAUUUUUCAUUUCUGCUUUAGCUUGGCUACAAUUCUCGUUUCUGCCACAGUAUUCUUGGAAGUAAU